UCGCCAUUUUUACACUGGCAUUGAGAAAAAAAAAAAAGUCACGCUUUCCCAAUCCCACGCGUGAAGCCUUCAAAUCUCAAACCCCAAGGCUCCUUCAUAAAACCUCCCAGGGCUUAGCUCCCAGCACUUGCAAAACCUAGAGCUCUUUGUUUCUUUUUUUUUUUACCAUACAAAGCUCCCGUAAUUUGUCAUCUCUCUUAUAGGAACAGCUUAUACAACAAUAUGCUGGAAGUAAGAGUUCCAAACUUGGAUUGUGAAGGUUGUGCUUCUAAGUUAAAGAAUGCUCUUUUAAAGCUCAAAGGGGUUGAAGAAAUAGAGGUAGAAAUGGAGAUACAAAAAAUCACAGUUCGAGGGUAUGGCCUAGAAGAAAAGAAGGUGCUGAAAGCUAUUAAACGCGCCGGGAAAGCGGCGGAGCCGUGGCCGUUUCCGGGAUAUUCUCACUAUGCAUCGUUUUACAAGUACCCAACCUAUAUAGUUAACCAUUACUAUGACUAUCACAAAAAUGAAGCUUCCAAUGGUGUUCAUACUUUCUUCCAAACUCCGGCUGUUUACUCGGUUGCCGUCGCUUCCGAUGAGGCUGUCGCCUCGCUUUUUAGCGACGAUAAUCCACAUGCUUGUUCUAUCAUGUGAACGUAGUUAAUACUGCAAAAUUUGUUUAUUAGUUUCUUUCAAGUUUUGUAUUUGAAAUGACUCUUUGCGUUGAAAACUCAUUUUUUUUGUAUGAGUUGUUAUGUAUGUAUGGUGCAUGCUUUUUGAGUGUUUGCCAAAUAUGAAUCAUAGCAUGAAAUGUGCUACAAUUUUUCUUUU
Molecule: messenger RNA, 807 nt
Organism: Gossypium raimondii (Peruvian cotton)
Lineage: Eukaryota; Viridiplantae; Streptophyta; Magnoliopsida; Malvales; Malvaceae
Product: heavy metal-associated isoprenylated plant protein 31
Exons: 3
Coding region: 223-630 (135 amino acids)
Molecular function (GO): metal ion binding
Source: RefSeq, a predicted model, not a curated record